Anas platyrhynchos (mallard) is the source of this 3430-nucleotide messenger RNA. RefSeq names its product succinate receptor 1 (gene SUCNR1). Gene Ontology annotation, molecular function: G protein-coupled receptor activity. Gene Ontology annotation, biological process: G protein-coupled receptor signaling pathway. The record is from RefSeq and is a predicted model, not a curated record. Gene Ontology annotation, cellular component: plasma membrane. NCBI's taxonomy places the organism in Eukaryota, Metazoa, Chordata, Aves, Anseriformes, Anatidae.
AGUCGGCUCGCUAGCUGUUGAGCCCCACUGAGCUAUUGCACCUGUUGCAUUGGUCUCAAAAGGCAGAAGCCCUGCCUGUUCUGCUGCUCUCUGGGAUGCUGAAGUUGAUCAGGAGGCCAGACACUGGGAUUUGCCCUCCUGAAGCCUCCGCGAGGCUCCCGGUGUGUUGUGAGCAGCUGUGUGCCCCCCACAUGUCUGGGGAAGCAGGUGCUCCCCUUGUCUUCGCUGGGAACUGCAGCGCAUGAGGGGCUCGCACGAGGCUGGCCCACUGGAGCAAGGCCUGGGGACCUCGGAUCCUGAUCCCUGGUCCGGGAUGAGCCCAAGCCAGGAUUGUGUUAGCCGAAAUCACGUUAGUGGCUUGGGCCUCCCGCAGGUGCUCCUGGUGGCACAGCCCCGGCGGCAGCUCUGCCUCGGCGCUGCCGAGCUGCGGGCAGCUCUGAUGGGGCCUGCGAGGAGGAAGUGCUCGCCUGUUCCUCUCGGCUCCGCAAAUUUGCAGCGCCUUCCUCCCGCUGAAGCUGCCCCUGGGCGCUGCUUAGCCAAACAAAUUGCUCCUUGGCCGUGACUCAUUAAUGACUGAAUCAUAUGCAAACGAGGCUAAAGCAGCUAUGCGGUGCUGCGCUCCGGUGAUCCAACAGAUCCAAGGCAUGGUCAGCGCGUGCUUGUCAGGACGCGGGGAUCAGCCCUCGGCAUGCAGAAGGCUCUUGCUUAUCAUCCUCUUGUAACACCGCUGCAGGCUGUGAACAACACAGGCAGAUGUGAGAUCAGCGAAACCCUAGAAAAGUAUUAUCUUUCCACCAUGUAUAGCCUUGAGUUCAUUUUAGGCUUCAUUGGAAACAGUAUUGUGGUGCUUGGCUAUAUUUUCUGCCUGAAAGACUGGAAAAGUGGCAACAUCUACCUGUUUAAUUUAUCAUUAUCAGAUUUAUUGUUUCUGUGUACAUUACCAGUGCUUGUGAACGGCUACUCCAGAGGCUACUGGGUAGAGUCGAACACGCUGUGCUAUAGCAACAGGUUCCUGUUGCAUGCAAACCUGUACACCAGCAUCCUUUUCCUUACUGUCGUCAGUAUUGACAGGUACCUGCUCAUAAAAUAUCCUUUCAGAGAACAUAUUCUACAGAAGAAGAAAACAGCCUUUAUCGUGUGUAUUGCCGUAUGGAUCUUGGUGAUAUUGGAACUGUUGCCAUUGAUGGCUUUCCUGGACACUGAAAAGACUACCAAUAAUUACAAAUGUCUAGAUUAUGCAAGUUCUGGAGACCCUGGAAAAAGCCUUAUCUAUAGUAUGUUUCUGACUAUCUUUGGGUUCCUCAUCCCUCUUUCUAUUAUGUGCUUUUUCUAUGUGAAGAUGUUUCUUUUUCUUAAAAAGUGGAGAGAGCAAAUCAGUUCUUUCUUGACACUUGAAAAACCCCUUACCUUAGUCAUUCUCGCACUGGCCACCUUUUCAUUGCUUUUUGCUCCCUAUCACAUAAUGCGCAAUGUCCGAAUUGCUUCCCGAAUACCAGCCUUGAAUAUGUCUGCGUGCACACAGAACAUCAUCAAAGACAUUUACAUUGUCACAAGACCCAUUGCAUUUUUAAAUAGUGCCAUUAAUCCUGUUUUUUAUUUCUUAAUGGGUGACCACUUCAGAGAGAUGCUGAUGGCAAAAGUAAUGCAGCUCCUGAGCAGGUUCACAACCCCCAGCAAAUGAACUAGUAAGGAGAACUCUCAUGCUGGGAGACGGGAGGAAAACUGGGAGAAUUUUCACCAAUGUACAGUGCAAUUUUUGUAGAUAGCUGUAUUUAGACUAUAGAAUAUGCACAAGCUGAUUGUGUUUCUCUAAAUGCACUUGUUACCUUAGUGUACAGUAAACCUCCUGCUGCUAAUUUAAUUUCAGUAGGACAGAAGUAAUGUCAAUGACAACAGACAGCAGGACACGGUACUCUCAUAACAGAGUACACUGUGGUCUGUUAAUAUUCCAAAUAAAAUAUCAUUGUGGCAUUCUUAGAAGAAAAAAUUGUUCAAUCACAGCUUCUUUGUGACCCAUAAGUUGAUGCUGAACUGGACCUAGACUUGGAUAAAAUGUCCUGGAAGCAAUGAUAUUGGCUCAACGCUGACUGGGGCUCAGUGUUGAGUUUUCAUUGCAUAAGUGAUUUCCUUGCCCCCUCUGCAAACUCUGCAGCUCAUGGGAGGUUUACUUUUCUGAAUAAAAAGCUGAGCCACUUCACGCUUCUGGUUGGUUUGGGCUUGCAUCUAGGAUGUGGCAAGAAAGGAGGAUAUGCAAACAGCUAGGUGGAGUUUUUGUUGGUGUUGCCAGCAGGGAGUUGGUGACCAGGUUGCUAUUUCCAUUUGUGAUGAUGGCAAGGGGUGCAGAGCCGUAAGAUUUGGCUGCUGGACUUAGAGGCAUUUCAUGGAAGCGCUGAGGCUGUGAUGCUGUGUGUGCACGCACGCAGGUUCCUUCGCACUGCCAGCAGGGACUGCCAAAAUGCCAGCGGUGGCCGGUGUUGAGGUCCUAGCGAUGCACAAAGGCAAUUCUUAGUUAAGAUGUAAAACAAUACAUUUUUUAAUUUUUACUUCUUCAAGCUGAAUCUAGCUUUAAAGUCAAAGUAUAGAUUUACUUAACUUCAAUGCAAUUAUCUCUAAGUGAGAGCAGAACGUACAGCUCGGAGCAGUGCUUGGACCUCACACUUAGGACUCUGUUAACUGUUCCAGUAACGAAAUGGAAGCUGAUGCGGAGCCAGUUCUCUGCCUGGUAUCCCUGCAAAAUCAUUGCAGUGGGGAAGAAGAAAAGCAGUAGAAACUUGCUGUCCAGUGACUGACCUGCUUUCAAAUACAAGGGGUGAAAAAACCUAUGAAACGGUCAGAGCAUGGGACGUUUGCUUUUGUGAAUACAGCUGCUCUUGUCUGGGCAGGGCUGGGGGGGAGGCGGAGCAAAUGCUAAAAGUAUUACAGGAAAUCUACCAGAGAGAAAACAGAUACUGAAAAGACUGAUGCAAUCAAAGUGUAAAGAAAACCAGCAACGUGUGAAAUGAAUGACGACUGGAAAAAACAAAAGGGGGGAGAGAAGUGAAGAACGUGUUUUAUGCAGUGUUUGCACAUGAAGUGAAAACGCACUUGUGGACCCUGUUGCUUUGCUGGAUCUGUGCUGGUGGCAUCACGGAUGUGCUAUUUUGGUGACUUCCACUCUUCCAUCAUGAGAGGGGCACGGCGUGGGCCCAUCACAGCAGUACUGGCAGCGUGGGAAGGGCCUGGCAUGGGCAUGGGGCACGGGCAGCCCCCUCCUCCCAGCACAGCCUGGGGUGCCGGCGGUGCUGCCACCCCUGUGGGCACAAAGGGAGACCCCCCAGCCAUCCUCGUAUCAGAGACAACUUCAUUUCUGGCUUCCAGCGUGUCAGUUAUGUGCAAAUGUUUCGUUGACAACUGCCUGAUAAUAAACUCUGCACCCUGUUAAAAAACAGAA